AUGGAGACGGCUGGAGGCGUACAUUCCCCCGGACCCUCUGGCAAGACUCAAGCCGACUUAUACAUGCCCUUGCGCGCUCCGUCUCUCAUGGUCGGCGACUCUCGGCUCGGAGGUAUCUCGCAGACAAUUUCGGCCUUUGAGUCUCUCCGGAUCCGCGGCUACGACGUAGAAUCCGUGCUCCUCUUCAAGGAUGACAGCUAUGAAAACUAUCGCUAUCUCGAGGACUACUUCCGCAAGCAACACGGCAUUCCCGUCACCAGCUUGCUACAGCCGCCCGAGAAACACGACAAUCCCGAGCAGGAUGCAGACGCCAUGGAGAACUACUACCAUCGCGAGGACUUGGCUGAAAUCACCGGCCAGGUACUGCAGGCAUUGGACCGUAACCACGCGGCCCGGUUAAGAAACCUGGAUACAAUGGCCACACGAGCCAGCAAGCACAUCUGGUACCCCUUUACGCAACAGAGCCUCGUCGGACCCAAGGACAUCAUGACCAUCGACUCGGCCCACGGCGACUACUUCCAGACGCUGGCGCCGCCGGCCGCGACCCCGUCCCCCGACACGCCCGUCCUCCGCUCAUCCUUCGACGCCUCGGCAUCGUGGUGGACGCAAGGCCUGGGCCACUCCAACCCGAAGCUCACAAUGGCAGCCGCGUAUGCCGCCGGCCGCUACGGCCACGUCAUGUUCGCCUCGGCCGUCCACCAGCCCGCCAUGGCCCUCGCGGAAACGCUCCUCGACGGCAUCAGGAACCCGCGCCUCAACCGCGUCUUCUACUCCGACAACGGGAGCACGGGAAUAGAGGUCGCCAUCAAGAUGGGUCUGCGGGCCGCGCGGAAGCGCUACGGCUGGGACACGACCCAGAAACUGGACAUUUUGGGGCUCAAGGGCUCGUAUCAUGGCGAUACCAUGGGGGCCAUGGACUGCGCCGAGCCGGGCAUCUACAACGAGAAGAUUGAGUGGUACCAGGGCAAGGGGCACUGGCUCGACUACCCUACCGUCCUGUGCAGGGACGGGAAAUGGACUGUUUCCGUGGCCGACGGGCUGCAGGAGAGCCUCGGCCGGGGAGGGACGUAUAGUUCGCUGCGCGAGAUAUUCGACGUCGCGGGCCGCGAGGCAAACGGCGAACACGGCGUGUACAAGACAUACGUCACGUCUGCGCUGCGACGGCUGAGGAACCAGGGCCACAAAUUCGGCGCCCUGAUGCUGGAACCCGUCGUCCUCGGUGCCGGAGGCAUGCAGUUUGUAGGCCCGAGUGACCCCUUGUUCCAACGAACCCUCGUCAACACGGUCCGCGAGUCCCCCCAUCUCUUUGGCGAGUCGGCCCUCUCCGCGGAUGAAGCCCAAGACCCGAAUGAAUGGACCGGUCUCCCCGUCGUCUUUGACGAAGUCUUCACGGGUCUCUACCGCCUCGGCCGCUUCACGCCCUCCUCCUUCCUGGGCGUGCACCCUGAUAUUUCCGUUCACGCAAAGCUGCUCACUGGCGGUCUUGUGCCGCUAUGCACGACGCUUGCAUCGGAAAAUAUCUUCAAAAUCUUCCUAAGCCCCGACAAGACGGAUGCUUUGCUCCAUGGACACAGCUACACCGCCCACCCGAUUGGAUGCCAGGUUGCUUUAGAGUCGGUGAAGGAGAUGCAGGACAUGGAAAACCGUGGGGAAUGGGACUGGGCAAAGACGCGAGGAUGGACGCAGCAUUCUGGUCAGAGUGAAGCGCAGAUUGAUGUGUGGUCUACGUGGCCGAGGGAGUUUGUCGAACGGCUGUCCCGCCAGACGGACAAGGUGAUGGGGGUAUGGGCUCUGGGCAGCGUCUUGGCAAUCCAUUUGAGAGAUGAAGCUGGCGCGGGAUAUAGUAGCAACGCCGCACUGGGGUUGAGGGAGAGCUUGGGUCUGGGUAGAGCAGACGGAGAGGGCGGCCCUUGGAACUCAGGUAACGUCCGAGACGAGCGUGAGGCAGCUUUCUGA
Metarhizium acridum CQMa 102 is the source of this 1956-nucleotide messenger RNA. The record is from RefSeq and is a predicted model, not a curated record. NCBI's taxonomy places the organism in Eukaryota, Fungi, Ascomycota, Sordariomycetes, Hypocreales, Clavicipitaceae.